CCCGUGGUGCCCCCGCGGCCUAGGACAGGCAGCUCCGGGGGCCUGGCCCACCCUGCAGCCCCUGGGAGGCCGCGGGGACGGGGCAGAGCGCGCGCCCUUGGAUGAGGUCCCGCAGCGACGCCCCGGCCCGCCCCGCUCCUCCUCCUGCCCGGCCAAGCUGCCUCCCAUUUGGGGAGUUGUGUGGGUUUUCUUUCUCCUCCUCCAACCUCCGGGGAGGCCACGAUUCAGGCGCCUCAGCCUGGGGCCGCCUCCAUGGUGCGGGUCAGCCGCUGCUGAAGUCAGCGAAACCGAGCCUGGCCUGGAGCUGGCCACGAGGAAGGCCAAGGCCAUGGCCAUAGCCACGUCGGCGCAGCUGGCCCGGGCGCUAUACGACAACACAGCGGAGUCCCCGCAGGAGCUGUCCUUCCGCCGCGGGGACGUUCUGCGGGUACUGCAGAGGGAAGGCGCUGGUGGGCUGGAUGGCUGGUGCCUCUGCUCCCUGCAUGGCCAGCAGGGCAUCGUGCCUGCCAACAGAGUGAAGCUCCUUCCGGCUGGCACAGCACCCAAGCCUGGCCUCUCCCAGGUGCCCCCAACCGAGCCAGGCUCACCACAUCCAGCCCCAGAGCACGGCAGUGAGGACCAGGAGUUGUACGUGGUGCCACCUCCAGCUCGACCCUGUCCUACCUCAAGACCUCCAGCUGGACCCUGCCCACCCUCCCCUGACCCCAUCUACAAGGUCCCCAGAGGUGGUGGGACCCAACUGGCUGGCCCUGGAGCUGCCUUGGAGGUCUACGACGUACCCCCCACUGCCCUCCGCGCUCCCUGCAGUGGCCCCUAUGACUCCCCAGCCUCCUUUGCCCGCCCUCUGGCUCAGGUUGCCCCCCAGUCCCUUGGAGAGGAUGAAGCUCCCUAUGAUGUGCCUCUGGCCCCGAAGUCACCAUCAGACCUGGAGCCAGAUCUGGAGUGGGAGGGGGGCCGGGAGCCAGGGCCCCCGCUCUACGCUGCCCCCUCCAACCUGAAACGAGCAUCGGCCCUGCUCAAUCUGUACGAAGCACCAGAGGAACUGCUGGCAGACGGGGAAGGCGGGGGCGCUGACGAGGGCAUCUAUGACGUCCCCCUGCUGGGGCCGGAGACACCCCCUUCUCCAGAGCCCCUGGGAGCUUCGGCCUCCAGUGACCCGGACACCCUGGCCCUCCUUCUGGCCAGAAGCCCCCCGCCCCCACACAGGCCCCGGCUGCCCUCAGCCGAGAGUCUGUCCCGCCGCCCUCUGCCUGCCUUGCCUGUGCUGGAGGCCCCCAGCCCUUCCCCGGCUCCUUCUCCUGCUCCGGGCCGGAAGGGCAGCAUCCAGGACAGGCCGCUGCCCCCACCCCCUCCGCGCCUGCCUGGCUACGGGGGCCCCAAGGUGGAGGGGGAUCCGGAGGGCAGGGAGGUGGAGGACCACCCUGCAGAACACCACAAUGAGUACGAGGGCAUCCCGGUGGCCGAAGAGUACGACUAUGUCCACCUGAAGGGCAUGGAUAAGGCUCAGGAAGCCAGGCCUCCAGAUAAGGCCUCCCCAGGGGAUCCCGAACAGCUGGAGAGGGGGCCGCCAGAGCAGCAGGAGGCCCUGUCCCCCGGGGAGCCACUGGUUCUGCCCACUGGAGAUCUACAGCUCCUGCACUUCUACGCCGGGCAGUGCCAGGGCCACUACUCAACACUGCAGGCGGCUGUGGCGGCCCUGAUGUCCAGCACCCAGGCAAACCAGCCCCCGCGCCUCUUUGUGCCCCACGGCAAGCGGGUGCUGGUGGCUGCUCAUCGCCUGGUGUUCAUUGGGGAUACCCUGGGCCGCCUGGCAGCCUCUGCCCCGCUGCGAGCACAGGUCGGGGCUGCGGGCACAGUGCUGGGCCAGGCAUUGCGGGCCACCGUGCUGGCCAUAAAGGGGGCCGCCCUGGGCUACCCAUCCAGCCCUGCAGCCCAAGAGAUGGCGCAGUGCGUGGCGGACCUGGCAGGGCGGGCCCUGCAGUUCACCACUCUGCUCACCAGCCUGGCGCCCUGAGCCCCUCGUCUCCUCUCUGCCUUCACCUGCCUCCCAGAGCCGCCCCAGUCCUCAGGUGGCUGGAGGGCUCUGUUUUCGGGACUAGGAGACACUGAGGCAUCCUUCCCCCUUACUGCCCUUUCCAGGCAUCUCAGCCUCUCACUGAGGCCCCUCCGCCCCUACCCCACAGCUUUUUGUACGAGCCAUUUUGUAUAAAUUAUUUAUAUUUAAUAUUAUUCCCUGCUUUGUCAGGGGCAGGACCUUCCUCCUCCCUCAGCCUGGGGUGGAGGUUCUUAGACUCUGCAAGGCCAACCCCCUCUGGAAUCGUAACCCCACAGAGAGCCAAGUAGCUGAAACCUAGAGCCACCAGGAGCCCCUUUUUUGUCCUGUAUCUUGGCUCUGGAACAUCAGCGCCUCCCUGUUAGCUGAGAGCGAGGGCAAAACAUUGGCAGCCCAGAGUGGGAAGGUCUGGGCGAGGCCAGAGGACUCCUCCACACAGAAGCAGGAGAGCUGGGCCUCUGACAUGGUGCACCUCAAUAAACCCGGGCUUUCUGGUUCCCCGACUCUGCUUCCUGGGAGCCUGGGGGGCAGGCCUUGGCCAAACUGUUGGGACACACACUGUGGGCAGUCUGCCUUUAGGGUUUGUGGGGAAAUUCUGCUGUUCCUCCAACUAUUCAUCUAGCAGGUUCUCAGCUCCCAUGAUGUGCCAGGCACAGUUCUGAAGGUCCAUUGUGGGGGUGGGCUGGAUAUAAACAAGUCAGCUGAAACAAGUAAAUAAAAAAAAAAAGGAACCUGCCACAGAGUUGAUAGUUGCUAGUAAUGGAAAUGAACAGGGUGAUAUGUGACUAAGUAGAUGGGGAGAGGCCAUUGGAGACUUUAGACAGGAUUGCUGGGGAGGUGGUAUCUGUGCUGAGACCCCGAGGAUGAGAGAACCAAGAAUAGUCUGCAACGUAGCAUUCUGGGAAGGCAGGCCCUGAUUCCUGACCAAGGCCUCUCCUCCAAGACCGAUGUCAGAUGAUGUCAUUAGAAAGUUGUACACAUGGGGAGGGAGGCCACGAGAGAGCCUUGAUGGUGCCCUGCUGAAGAGGUCACCCCAGCUGUGACCCACUGGAGAGAACUGGCCUGGGUGCCCUCUCCCUUAGGUUAACGCAAGAGGGUCUAGUUCCUUAAACUCCCCUUCCCGACUCCCUGCUGACUGUCCUUCCGGACACGCCACCUUCUGGAGGAGCUGAGGGGCCAAUAAAUUCAAUGUGUUGGAAAUCCAUA
Odocoileus virginianus texanus is the source of this 3259-nucleotide messenger RNA. RefSeq names its product embryonal Fyn-associated substrate (gene EFS). Gene Ontology annotation, molecular function: protein binding. Gene Ontology annotation, cellular component: plasma membrane; cytoplasm; focal adhesion. Lineage: Eukaryota; Metazoa; Chordata; Mammalia; Artiodactyla; Cervidae. Gene Ontology annotation, biological process: cell migration; cell surface receptor protein tyrosine kinase signaling pathway. The record is from RefSeq and is a predicted model, not a curated record.